Molecule: messenger RNA, 2334 nt
Organism: Podarcis muralis (Common wall lizard)
Lineage: Eukaryota; Metazoa; Chordata; Lepidosauria; Squamata; Lacertidae
Source: RefSeq, a predicted model, not a curated record
CCCGAAGUCAGAUAGGCGUUCUCACCUCUAGUGCUCUCCUGCCUCUCUCUUGCCUCUUGACACCCCCCACCCAGGGUGCAGUUCCACCCAUUUUGGGAACCAUUACUUUAAAUGGUGCCUCUGGCACUAAGUGCAGAUCCAUCUCCCAGCAGAAUCAGCAGAGGGAGGCAAUUACAAGUAGGUACCUGCUGGGAGGCUCAAAGCUGGCAGAGCUUCCUCCUUCCCGCAGGGACAAAAGGCCUCAGAGGUGUCAGCCUGGGAAGAACCAUAAAGGUCAUUUGAUUGCUCUGAACUACAGGUUCUGCAACAGAAUCACUCUCUCACUUAUGAUUUCUAGGGUUCUGAAGCCCCCAGGACCUGUCUUCUAGAUAGAUUAGGGUGUGCUGGACCACCUAGUUUUCAGGGUAUGAAUGCAUGCUUCUGUGUGGGAAGAGGUCUGUUUGGGCAGCAAGCCAGCAAAUGAGCCAUUGGUUCUUCCGUGCCUACCAGCCAUUUUCUCCGUAAUGGUACCACAUACAGGAGAGAUACAAGAAACAAUUUCUUCUUGCAGCACAUAGUUAAACCAUGGAACUCGCUCCCAAAGGAGGCAGUGAUGGCCACCAGCGUGGAUGGCUUUAAAAGAAGAUUGAACAAAUUCUUGGAGGAGGAGAGGACGACCGAGGGUGCUCUGCCUGCACAGUCAUAGAUGGUAAUGCUUCUGGAAACUACAGGGGUCCCAUCUCCAGAAGACAGGAAAGGACAAAAAGUUGUGAGGAACUCCUUGGAUAUUCUUCAUGCCCUAACCAAUGUUGGUUGGUAGUAGGACACCUUUUACUUACUUGCACCCAGGAGUCUGAUGCUCCUGGAGGGACCCACCAGACCACAUCAUGGAUCUCCAAAACAGCACCAAGCCCAAGCCACCAGUGGUCUGGCUUACUGGGUUCCCUGGCAUGGAAUCCAGCCACAUCUUGAUUUCCAUCCCAUUCUGCUCCAUGUACAUCAUUUCCAUCUUGGGAAAUGCCAUUAUUCUGUUCAUUAUCAAAACAGACCAAAGCCUCCAUGAGCCCAUGUACAUUUUCCUCUCCAUGCUGGCCAUGACAGACCUAGGCUUAUCCCUCUCCACCAUGCCUACCAUCCUGGGCAUCUUUUGGUUCAACGCCAGAAGAGUCAGCCUGGAUGCCUGUUUCACUCAGCUGUUCUUCAUCCACUCGCUGUCCUUCAUAGAAUCCUCCAUUCUCUUGGCCAUGGCUUUUGACCGCCUCGUGGCUAUCCAGAACCCUCUGAGAUAUGCCUCCAUCUUAACUGUGCCAAGGAUAAGCAAGAUGGGGCUGGCCUUCGUGUUCAGAGGUGUGGCCCUGAUUUUCCCACUGCCUUUCCUUCUCAGGAGGCAUCAGUACUGCCGGGCCAAUGUCCUCUUCCACUCUUUCUGCCUGCACCAAGAGGUGAUGAAGCUGGCCUGCUCAGACAUCACAGUCAACAGCAUCUACGGGAUGUUCGUCAUCGUCUCCACGGUGGGCGUGGACUCGCUCCUGAUCCUGCUGUCUUACAUCAUGAUCCUCAAGACGGUCCUGAGCAUUGCCUCGCGGGAGGAGCGCCUCAAGGCCCUCAACACUUGCGUCUCCCACAUCUGCGCCGUCUUGCUCUUCUACAUGCCCAUGAUUGGCUUGUCUGUGAUUCACAGGUUUGGGAAGGAUUCUCCUCUCCUCAUCCGCAUUUUCAUGGGGUAUGUUUACCUGCUGGUGCCACCCCUAAUGAACCCAGUUGUGUACAGUGUGAAAACAAAGCAGAUUCGGGCCAGGAUAAUUCCAGAUAUUCUCCAAGUGAAGGACCAGCUCCUCAUUCUUAGAACCUGUUCUGCUUUUCUGAAAUUUGCUGGCAAAGGGGAGGUAGUGAGGAGCCACUCUGCAACAGUUUCAGUGGUGAUGGUUGGGAACUCUGGGUCAGAUGAGGACAGCUGUGGCCCAGCAAGGCUCAUCUUAUGUUCCUGGUGAGGUCUUGAUCCAUGUCCUGGGUAGAUGGAGAGAGCAGCAGGUGUCUGAAAUGCAGGUGUCUAAGAUUUUAAAAGACCUCCCAGAGUGUCUUACAAAGACCACUAAUAAGGCAGUCCCUGUCGUAAGGCUUUAGAAUCUAAAAUACCCAUUUAUUUCUCGGGAGUAGGGUUAUAGGUUUGGUUUUAUUAUUAUAUUUUGUGUUCUCAUUUUGUAUUUUAAUGUGAAGCGCCCUGUGUUCUUUGGAUGAAGGGUGGUGUACAAAUUUAAUAAAUAAAAAAUAAAUUUCUACCCAAUUCCUUGUUAAGUUUGGUGCAUCUGCAGCAGCACAACCAGACAGCUUCAUCUGCCCCACCUGCAACACAAC